Molecule: messenger RNA, 2796 nt
Organism: Cetraspora pellucida
Lineage: Eukaryota; Fungi; Glomeromycota; Glomeromycetes; Diversisporales; Gigasporaceae
Source: the annotation of a GenBank genome assembly
AUGCCUUCCUCGGAUCGCCAAACCGCACUGGAUCUGUAUAAAUCUUCGGUGGAAUUGGAAGCUGAGCUUCGCCAGCUUUCAAAACAAAAGCCACCUUUUGAUAAACAAGUUGCAACUGUGCGCACCAAGCAAGUAGAAAUGAACUCUUUUAUAUAUGUUGGAUUACGAGAGCAUUAUGAAAGAAUUAUUUUUCUUGACUAUGAAUUUGCGCAGUCGAAAGAAGUUGAACAGAAUCUGUGGAAAUACGUGUAUUAUAAAUUUAUUGAAGAAUUCAGGAAGAGGAUUCGUACUGCUGUUACCUCCGGUGGAAAAUCCAAGGGGAUUCACCGCAAGCUGACAAGUUCGUUUCGCUCGUUCUUACAAGAAGCAACAGGGUUUUAUUAUUCUUUUAUCCAGAGACUUGCUGCUCAUUUCGAGUUGAAGCAACUAGAUCCUAUCAUCCAAAAGUUUGGGUUAACAAUAGAACCUACCAAUGUUUCUCAACAAUCUUAUUCUGAUGAUAUUAAGCAGAAGGCUGUACUUAGUUGUCAUAAAAGUCUUAUAUUUCUCGGUGAUUUAGCGCGUUAUCGGGAGUUACAAACUGAGAAGCCGCGUAAAAAUUGGUCCAUUGCGUGUGACUAUUAUAACCAUGCAAGACAUCUAGUUCCUGAAAGUGGUAAUCCACAUAAUCAAUUAGCCGUAAUUGCAACCUAUAGUGCUGAUGAAUUUUCCGCUGUAUACCAUUAUUAUCGGAGUCUUGUUGUCAGAUGUCCUUUUUUGACAGCCAAGGACAAUAUUAGCCUUUUGUUUCAUAAAGCUAGAAAGUCCUCUGCUGAUGCUCAAGAGAAAAUACAAGAGGCUCCUCAAAGAGACCAGAAAGAAAAUGGUAGUAGACGACGAUUUUCUCAUCAGCGUCAAGUGUCGUCUGCAGCACAAUCAGCCAAAAUUCGAACCGGUGAAGCUAUACAAGCCUUUUUUUCUGAUUUUAUUCGUUUACACAGCAUUUUGUACUUUAGAACGGAUUUGGAAUCGUAUUCCGAGUUGAAAGCAGCUGUGUUGAAUCAAUUGAAAGAAAGUGUUCUUUCUCUUGCAUUAGAUCCUGAUCAACUCUUAAAAUUUACGGCUAUUAAUAUGGCAGCCUCAUUCGUCAUUCGACAUAUUGCAAAUGGAGAUAGCAACAAUGUUAAUCAAAGUCCGAAGGUCCCUAUUUCGUAUUCUACAGCCUCGAAAAAGGCCCUUGUAGAAAAAUACGCCGUAUUAUUAACUUUGGAUACACUUUCCGCUUUACUGGAUUUGUGUAACUCUGAAUUGUUGGAUGUCGUGGUUGAAUAUUCGGAACAAAGGCACAAUGCAGUUCAAAUUCUUCCGGCUCCUGUUAAAAGAAGUUUGAUAUCUCUUCGUGUGGGAACAAAAUGGGUUUAUUCUUCUCUCGAACAUCUGUCAUCAAUAUCCGCAUUAAUUGAAAAAGAUCCUAAUGUCAAAAAUGAGUUCGCAAACAUUGCUAGGUUUUGGCAACGGUUUGCUGAAUUUCUUAAUUCUUUGGAACGAUUGUUCCCCCAUAUUCAAGGCAUUCCUCUUGAUGUCCCGCUAGCAGAAGAUCUUGAAUUGAACGGAUUUUCAGGUUUAAAAAACCAUACAUUUAUGAAUGGACAGAUUUUCCUUAAUCAAGGGGAGCCUUUUGAAGAAUUAGACAUGCGCAUUUAUGACAUAUUUGAAGAUGCAUGCAAGAUUUCGGAAUCAGAGCAUUCCCAAUUAUUCUAUGUUGAUGGUGUAUUUAGCUCAGGUACACCACCUAGCAAGGCUGCAUCUCCUGCUAGUUCUUUGAGCCCUGUCCAAAAUCAAAUUACAGACCAAUCUUAUGUUGAGGACAAGUUCGAGGCUCCUAUUACUGAUUUAAUUGCGGACCCUUAUGAGACUAAUUUAGCCGAGUCCCAGUCCUUUGCAUCUAUUAGCCCCAAAAAACUAACCAAUGAUUCUUCCGAAGAUGGUGAUUCAGAAGAUGAAGUGAUCUUAUUUACGGGAAGACAUUCUUCUGUUAUUGAGAAUAACAAUGCGAAUGGUUUAGCUACUUCAGAAAAAUCCUCUCCACGUCCUACUACUGCUGAAGUCUUAUUGACCCAAGUCUUAAAAUCUAACAAAUCAGUAUCUUCAACAUUACCAAUUACCAAUUCAAAUUACUGGAAUCAAUUUAAUACCACCCAAUUAUUUCCAAACAACAAUGACUUAAACGUCGAGAACGUUGAAACAAAACAGCAAAAUUUUUUAGAGUUUCUAUAUCCCGUGACUAGGCCUUCGACUAAUCUAAACGGCAACACUAGCGCAUACCCUCAACCAGCUUUCUCUGCGCAUACCACCAUCUCUGGAGUGCCAAACGCUUCACAGGAUCCUCUUGUGCCUUCUACAAAACGUUUAUCCGGAGAAUUUAAUUCAAUUACUCCAUAUCAACAGUCGACCGCUAUUUCAAGCGCGUCAUUGUUUGCGUUCCCAGGUACCGAUGGUGGUGUUUCUCAAUUUGGCUUAUUUGGCGAUCCCAAUACUAGCCUUAUUGGUUUUUCGGGAACCGCUGGACAUACUUCUGCGAAAUCUGGCUUAUCAGCUAUCAAUCCACCGCCUGGGUUUUCAUCUGAAUCAAGUGCAUUCGAUCUACAUAGGCAUAAUCAACAAAAUAACCAAUCACUAUUCCAACCAUCUAAUGUUUUUGGGUUCUCUUCUUUCGACAUGAGUACCCAAUUCCCAUGGAAGCAAAGGGAAUAUGUAAAUGGUUUGUCAGAUGGUAAUUUACAAAUGAAUGGAACGACUGGAUUAUCUGAUCAUUAG